Anoplopoma fimbria (sablefish) is the source of this 985-nucleotide messenger RNA. RefSeq names its product frataxin (gene fxn). Lineage: Eukaryota; Metazoa; Chordata; Actinopteri; Perciformes; Anoplopomatidae. Gene Ontology annotation, biological process: iron incorporation into metallo-sulfur cluster; intracellular iron ion homeostasis. The record is from RefSeq and is a predicted model, not a curated record. The transcript is spliced from 6 exons. Gene Ontology annotation, molecular function: ferroxidase activity; 2 iron, 2 sulfur cluster binding; ferrous iron binding. Bases 127 to 759 code for a protein of 210 amino acids. Gene Ontology annotation, cellular component: mitochondrion.
GUGGCAGUGUGGACAUUGAACGUUGGUUUGCGGCCAGCCCAUAUACAUGAAGAAGAACAAAACCGACACAGGACAGCGGCGUGAACCCUGUGCACAUAGAGCAUCUUUGACUUUUUUUUAACUACUAUGUUUUCUCUCACUAAAACGCCUUGUAUUUAUUCGCACGUGAUAUGUCACCUCGUGAAGACACAGCUCAACAUGUUGAGCAGAAGGAGCCUGUUUAACCAGCUCAGGAGCUUGUCUCACAUGUCGGGGGUUCGUCCGUCUACCACGCACGCGCUGCUUCCCGUCUGUCAACCUCAAAACAAAUGGUUUGAGAAUAGAGUUGGUGGUGUAAGGUGGAGGAAGAACAUCCACCUGACACAACAGAGGCUGGAGAAACCCCCCCCUGUGCAUAUAAGUGAGCUGUCCGAAGGCGCGUAUGACAAGCUGGCAGAGGAGACACUGGACGCUCUGACCGAUUAUUUUGAGGACCUGACGGAUGAAGCUUUCACCGGAACAGACUACGACGUUGUCUACUCCAGUGGAGUGCUGACGGUGAAGGUGGGCAGAGACCACGGCACCUACGUCAUCAACAAACAGACGCCCAACAGACAGAUCUGGCUUUCUUCUCCCACCAGUGGACCGAAGCGCUACGACUGGACGGGGGAGCGCUGGGUGUACGCUCACGACGGGGCGAGCCUCCACCAGCUGCUCUCUAAAGAGUUCUCCAUCAUCUUCAAUAAAAACAUGGACCUAUCAGACCUGCCCUACUCCUGAGGUCCCACACCUCUCAGGACCUGUGUACAGUAGAACCACAGUGACUCAUGAAGCAAAUGUAUCAGACCAUAAGACGCAGAGAAUAUAUAUAUAUAUAUAUGAAUAUAAUGUACAACAACUCCACAGCAGUUGUAUUUAAAAAGUGAUCUAAACGUGUUGUUAUCUACGUGGUUUAUUAUAAUGAAAUGUGUAUAAUGUAUUUCAUGAUGAUUUCAUUAAAUAUUUG